Molecule: messenger RNA, 863 nt
Organism: Thamnophis elegans (Western terrestrial garter snake)
Lineage: Eukaryota; Metazoa; Chordata; Lepidosauria; Squamata; Natricidae
Product: HLA class II histocompatibility antigen, DR alpha chain
Exons: 4
Coding region: 60-863 (267 amino acids)
Biological process (GO): positive regulation of T cell activation; antigen processing and presentation of exogenous peptide antigen via MHC class II; immune response
Cellular component (GO): membrane; MHC class II protein complex
Molecular function (GO): MHC class II protein complex binding
Source: RefSeq, a predicted model, not a curated record
GCGCGACGCGUCGCUUCCACUUUCCCUCUCGCCGUCCCGCUGCUGUGACCGAAGUCUCCAUGGCUGGCCAAGGCAACGAAGCGGGGGGUCCCUUGGGGCUGGCGCGGCUGCUUCUGCUGUUCCUGGCCCUGGCUGAGCUCGGGAGAGCCCAGGACAUCCCCUCUACCCCUGGCGAGGAGAUCUUGUCCCAGGUGGCCUUCGUCCAGAAAACCCGCCGGAACACCAGCAGCAGCUCCGAGUUCAUGUUCGAGUUCAACGACGAUGAGAUUUUCCACGUAGAUCUGGAGGAGAGGCAGACCAUCUGGCGGUUGCCCGAGUUCGGCCGCUUCACCAGCUUCCAGGCCGAGGGCGCCCAAGGGAACAUCGCUGUCCUGCAGUCCAAUUUGGAGAUCCUGAUGAAGAGAUCCAACUACACGCCUGCCACUACCCCUCCAAAAUUGAUGGUGUACACGGAGAGGACGGUGGAGAUGGAGGAGCCCAACAUUCUGAUCUGCAUGGCAGACAACUUCUCUCCGCCGGUGCUGAACAUGACCUGGGCGAAGAACGGCCAGCCGGUGACCGAAGGGGUGCAGACCAUGGAUUACUACCCCAAGAAGGACCACGCCUUCCGUCGGUUCUCCUACCUGCCCUUCGUCCCAAACGAGGAAGACAUCUACAGCUGCGAGGUGGAACAUUGGGGCCUCCAGAAGCCCCUGGGCAAGAUUUGGCACGCCAAUAUCCCACAGCCCCUCCAGGAGACGACCGAGACCGUGGUGUGUGCGGUGGGCCUGGCGAUAGGCCUUGUGGGCAUUGUGGUUGGCACCGGCCUGAUGAUAAAGAGCCGGAGGAUGGGAGAGGCCAGCUAUCGCCGAGGAAACCUGUGA